AUGUACGGAAAAGUGUUGUUGUGUUUAACUUUUGUCGCUGCUGUAACAUUGCCAUUGGCAAAUUCUUUGAAAUGUUACGAAUGUCGUGAUGUCAAUUCCUGCAAAAAUCCCAGUACAGUGGAAUGUAAUCAAUCCAAUGCCAAUGCUACACGUGAUGCUCUUUUGAAUAUCUAUCAUAAUAUUCAAAUAACCAAUAGCACACAGUAUUCAUGCUAUGUUGGUAUUUAUAGCGGUGGCAACACUACAGUUUCCGAUGUCCGUGGUUGCCUUCCCUCGAAUGCCGUCAGCUGCAGUGCACCCCUUGUAAAUUCCACUUGGGUAAAACACACUUGCAAUAUCUGUUCCCAAGAUUUAUGCAAUAAGAAAAAUUCCGUCGGUACAUUCUCAUCCAGCAUUGUAACCAUGAUUGGUCUUUUGUUUUUGGCUAAAGUAUUUCUAAAUUAA
Molecule: messenger RNA, 444 nt
Organism: Musca vetustissima
Lineage: Eukaryota; Metazoa; Arthropoda; Insecta; Diptera; Muscidae
Exons: 3
Coding region: 1-444 (147 amino acids)
Source: RefSeq, a predicted model, not a curated record